AUGGCUUUCGGUCGUUCUGCAUCGCCCACUUCUCCGGGCACCUCGGACCACUCCGGUCUCCUCUCCACGCACGCCAUCACGCACUCGGCAUCAGAGCCACCCAAGCCCGCUUCUGCUUUGCAUCGCGAUUCGGCGGCCGAGGAAGCAGCAGCAGCGCCGCCUUCUCGUUCAGAUACCAACAACCUCCCCGUUUCCAGCUCGCUACAAGAUAGCACAUCGCCUCCCGCUGUCACCAAAACCGAGCAUGAGGCAUUCUCAUCUCUCCGGCCCAAGGGAUCUCGACAACAGCGCGAAAACGUAGCCUACACCGCCGCGGCCACCGCGCGAGGCCGCAGCAUCGACCACCACGGCGACUUUGAAGCCGAAUUCGACCCCAACCGUCGCAAGUCCAUCCCAUCACCUGCUACUGUCAUCAAGAACUUGCCAGAUGCCGCAUCCAAGACGCUCAACACCACGGUGGCUGCCCCCGCGCGCACACUCGACUCGAUCAAGGCCAAGCUCCAGUCGCCGAGCACGGGGCAGAAGAGCAAGAGCGACAUCCCGGAUUCGCUGGAUCAAGUCGAGCAUGAUCUGCGGCAUAAUCGGGAUGCGCCGGGCAAUUUGGCGAGUCCGGGUAGCCCGACCAGUCCGACCAGUCCGGGCAGCGAUGUGAAGCCUGCAAAGUCUGGCUCGUUCAGCUCGUUGCUGGGAAGGAAGUCGCAGCGGUCAAAGCCUGGCUCGGCGUUGAUGCAGCGUGGGCCUAAGAGGUCAAUUUCAGGGUCUCGUCCUGAGCGCUCAUCGUCCGCGGCUCAACGCAAGUCGAGCACGCUUUUCCACGAUGAUGUAGGCACGCGCGAGGAGGAGGAGGAGGAAGAGGAAGACGACGAUGUUGUGCAGCAGAGGAUCAGGGACCAGCAGAAACGGCUCGAGGAUCUCGACGAGGCGCAGACGAUCGGACUGCUUCGCACGCAGCAGGAGGCGGGGAUUGAGCCGGUGCAGUCUCCUGUGUCGCCGGUGUCGAAAUCGUCGUGGCUGGUCGGGUUGCCUCUGUUUGGUGGUGGAGCUGGAUCUUCCAAGGAUGAUCACGAUGAAACGCGCGCGGAAGAAGGCUCGUCAUCGAGGAGGAGCAGCUUUCGGCGCGGGAGAAAUCGUCAACGAGCACAGACGGAGGAAGACGAUGCAGCGACAGACCACGAAGAGGACUCGCCACGCACGGCCUCUUUGCCACGUUCCAGCUCCAUGAAGCAUUCUUCGAAUCGACAUCAACCCCCCGUGCGAUCCGCCUCGGCAUCGCGUGCAGCUCGGAGCAAGAGUCGCCCCCGCACAGAUGGUCAUGCUCGAAGCGGCAGUGGUGUGCUGCAUCCACCUCGCCGCCAAUCGCUCACAUGGACGUCGAAGCUGCGCACCAAGAUUCCGAUCAAAGAGUUCCCGCUGCAGGGCAGCGGCCUCGAGUCGGAGUUCAACCAGGAAUGCCCGCUGUGGGCGCGCCAGCCGUACAAGUACAUGUACUUUUCCUACUUCGGUCUGAGCAUCGGCCUCUACCAUCUGCCGCGGUGGGCAGUCUCGUCGAUCUUGCCCUCGCACAGGGGUCGCCCGGACUGGAGCUGGAAAAAGGCGACCAUGGUCAAGCUGUAUCGGCACGGGUGUAAGCUCACCUUCCGUACACGCACGAGUCUGGGGCGGGAUUUGCAGAAGGAGGUGCCUCACAGUAAGACGGUGCGGUGCAAAUUUACCUGGGUUGACCCGGUGGGGGAUGCAGAUGUAAAGGGGGAGCUGAGGCGGGCGAUGUUGGCGCAGAAGGUGCAUCCGCAGCGCACGUGCGGUUUCUGGUAUGGCGAUGUGGCCAAGCUGGGAAAGGAUAAGAGGCAUCCCGGACACAGGCUGCAUCGUCACAGCGGGGAGGGUUCAGGUGUUUCGACGACCGAGGGCACGCCAAUGCAGGAAGAGAUGGAUGCACUGCGCGAAUCCGAGGCUAGUCUGGGGGUGGCCUCGCAGAGCAGUGGCACUUCUUCGCAGAAGGAGGUGAAGGGUGGGGUGGGUAGGCCUGCGGAGCCUGGCGAGAAGGUGCUGUACCAUUUGCACGGAGGAGCCUACUGGAUCGGCACGGCGCACGAAAAGGAUGUCACGGCCGCGGUGAAUACUGAGAGUCUUCGGUACAUGGCCGAGAUCUACAAGGCUAAGGAUGAGCUCGAGAAAGCGGCUUCCAGCGGCAAAUCGACAGCGAAUGGGGAUGCAGAACAGGGGGCGUUGGCGUCGUCGUCAUCGUCGUCGUCGUCUUCGGCCACUGUUUCCGGAUCGUCUCCCUACGCGAACAAGCUUCUGCGCUCCUUCAGUCUGGACUACCGGCUCUGUGUGCCUGGCCGACCACGUGCCGGUUCGUACCCCGCAGCGCUGCUCGAUGCGCUGAGCGGCUAUCUGUACCUGGUCCGUGACCUAGGCUUCAAACCGGAAAACGUCAUCAUCGCAGGGGACAGUGCGGGCGGAAACCUCGCCAUGGCGCUCUGCCGAUACCUGCGCGACGAGGGGGAAACGAUCGCCAAGCAACCCGGAGCACUACUGCUCAUGUCGCCGUGGGUGGAUGUCUCGCGCUCGCACUCGGGCCCCACACGUGCUCCCAACCUCGACUCGAGCGUCUACACAAAUCAAGACUCGGACAUUAUCAGCUCGCUGAUUGAUUUCAGGAAUACAGCGGUGUCGGCGUUCCUCGGCGACUUGCCGGCACGCGAGACGUACCGCAACCCGUACAUCUCGCCUGUUUCCUUGCAGCUGCCGCUGGAGCGAGGGGGCAGUGCGCCACAUUACGGGUUCCACGGGUUCCCAAAGCGGAUCUACAUCACCACUGGGUCAGCGGAGAUCUCUUACGACCAGCAUCUGACGUUGGCGCACCGAUUGGCGUCGGGCACCAAGAAGGGCAGACCAGUGUAUUCGGGCGACCGGCUGUCGGCGGGGUGCAAUGCGAGGGAGAUGGCGGAGCGAAGGAAUCGACCGCGGCCAAAGGAGAUGCUGGACGCCGAGCAGAACGCGAUCUCAGUGACGCCGAUGGAUGAGCUGCGCGGGAUGGAGUUUGGGGAUGAGCCACAGGAAGGUGCCAGUGCAGAAAAGUAUGGUGAAGUAGUGGUGGAUGGCGAGCCUCGCCCUGAUACUACCGAGCAUAGCAAGGAUGGUAACGGCGUAGCAGCGGGCAAGAGGCGUUUGCACGCGUCGCCGCCACCGGAGCCGGCGGACAAGGAGGAUCGAGAGGUGGUCUUGGACGAGGUCAAGGAUGCAGUGCACGACUAUCUGCUGUUCAAGUGGUUCGAGCCCGAACGCUCGUCUACGUGGCGAAGGAUUGCCCAGUGGAUCGAUGAGGUUUGA
Messenger RNA from Sporisorium graminicola, 3333 nucleotides. RefSeq lists its product as uncharacterized. The record is from RefSeq and is a predicted model, not a curated record. Bases 1 to 3333 code for a protein of 1110 amino acids. The transcript has a single exon. Lineage: Eukaryota; Fungi; Basidiomycota; Ustilaginomycetes; Ustilaginales; Ustilaginaceae. Gene Ontology annotation, molecular function: hydrolase activity.